UAAACCACCACCGCCAUUACAUUGCAAGCCAAGCUCGAGAGACAGCAGAGCAGCAACUAAGGAGUAGCAGCUUAUUAGUUGCUAUCAAAGAGGAAGAUAUGGAGGUGGAGGGUAGCGCCCAUGGGGAUGUGGGGAAGGCAGCACCGAGCAAGUUCUCGCUGCCCGUGGACUCGGAGAACAAGGCCAAGUCCUUUCGGCUUUUCUCCUUCGCCAACCCACACAUGCGCACUUUUCACCUCUCGUGGAUUUCAUUCUUCACGUGCUUCGUCUCCACCUUCGCCGCCGCUCCCUUGGUGCCCAUCAUCCGCGACAACCUUAACCUCGUAAAAGCUGAUAUCGGCAACGCCGGUGUAGCAUCCGUAUCUGGCUCCAUCUUCUCCAGGCUUGUCAUGGGCGCCGUAUGCGACCUCCUUGGUCCGCGCUACGGCUGCGCCUUCCUCGUCAUGCUCGCCGCGCCUACCGUCUUCUGCAUGUCACUCAUCGACGAUGCAGCAGGGUAUAUCACUGUCCGCUUCCUCAUCGGCUUCUCACUAGCCACCUUUGUGUCGUGCCAGUACUGGAUGAGCACCAUGUUCAAUAGCAAGAUCAUUGGCACUGUCAACGGGCUCGCGGCAGGGUGGGGCAACAUGGGUGGAGGUGCCACUCAACUCAUCAUGCCGCUCGUCUUCCACGCCAUCAAGAAGUGCGGUGCCACAGCAUUCGUGGCAUGGCGCAUCGCCUACUUUGUGCCAGGGAUGAUGCACAUCAUCAUGGGUCUACUCGUGCUCACACUGGGGCAAGAUCUUCCCGAUGGCAACCUCGCAAGCCUCCAGAAGAAAGGAGAUAUGAAGAAAGAUAAGUUUUCCAAGGUGUUAUGGGGCGCUGUUACAAACUACCGGACAUGGAUUUUCGUCCUCCUCUACGGCUACAGCAUGGGUGUUGAGCUCACCACUGACAAUGUCAUCGCGGAGUACUACUUCGAUUACUUCCACCUAGACCUCAGUACCGCUGGCACCAUUGCAGCUUGCUUCGGCAUGGCCAACCUCGUUGCUCGCCCAACGGGUGGCUACCUCUCCGACCUUGGUGCUCGUUACUUUGGUAUGCGUGCUCGCCUCUGGAAUCUCUGGAUCCUCCAGACCGCUGGUGGCGCGUUCUGCAUAUGGCUCGGUCGCGCGUCUGAACUUCCGGCCUCUGUCACCGCUAUGGUACUCUUCUCUGUAUGUGCCCAAGCUGCUUGUGGAGCCACUUUUGGCGUCGCUCCCUUCAUCUCCCGGCGAUCCCUCGGUAUCAUCUCUGGACUAACGGGCGCUGGUGGGAAUUUUGGUGCGGGGCUCACGCAGCUUCUUUUCUUCACGUCAUCGCAGUACUCAACUGGCACUGGGCUUCAAUACAUGGGCAUCAUGAUCAUGUGUUGCACGCUUCCUGUUGCUUUCGUGCACUUCCCACAGUGGGGCUCCAUGUUCUUCCCGGCCAACGCCAACGCCACUGAGGAAGAUUUUUACGCGUCCGAGUGGACAGAGGAGGAGAAGCGCGAGGGACUGCACCUGCCCGGGCAAAAGUUUGCUGAGAACUGCCGCUCGGAGCGCGGUAGGCGCAAUGUCAUCCUCGCCACGUCCGCCACGCCACAAAACAAUACACCCCAGCACGCAUAAGAUGUACUAGGACCUUAUCUCUCACCUACGUCUUUAUGUGUGCGAUCCAAGUUUUUUACAUAUAUACGCACACAUACAAUUCGUCGUUAGUAUAUACACACGUAUAUACAUACGCCAUGCAUGGAGUCCAACGUAAUAAGCUGUAGCGAGUUUUAGUUACCUUCUCUAGUAUAGUCUAUACAGGAUGAUGCUCUUGCGCUUCUGUGUGCGCAUGUAAUGUUCGAAUGCUUGUGAGCGAGCUUUUGUGUACCACAGUGGAACCGAUAUUACAAGAAAAUGUUUGAAUUUU
Lolium perenne is the source of this 1920-nucleotide messenger RNA. Its product is annotated as high-affinity nitrate transporter 2.1. Lineage: Eukaryota; Viridiplantae; Streptophyta; Magnoliopsida; Poales; Poaceae. Gene Ontology annotation, molecular function: nitrate transmembrane transporter activity. The record is from RefSeq and is a predicted model, not a curated record. Gene Ontology annotation, biological process: transmembrane transport.